Adineta steineri is the source of this 1074-nucleotide messenger RNA. The record is from the annotation of a GenBank genome assembly. Lineage: Eukaryota; Metazoa; Rotifera; Eurotatoria; Adinetida; Adinetidae.
AUGCAAGCUCCAUUGACAAUAGCAUAUCGUAUUCCUGACACUCGGCCCAUGUGGAACGACGAUUCUGAAUCUAUUUGGUCACGAUUGGGACGAUUUAUGUCCGCCAUACUAAAAUGGCACGUUAAAGGUUAUCACGAGAACCGCACUCUAAUUGUUUUUAGGGUAAUUUCGAUUAUUCUUUUCCUUGCUCUAUCGAUAAUUGAUACUGUGGCAUAUGCGGUACCAUCGAACCCACCCCCAGUCGCAUUUCAAUUUGUGUGGGGAGCAAAAUAUCCACUUUAUGAUAUUGCAUCAAUUAUUUACUGUUCAGGAGCAUCUGUUUUUGGCGUAUCAUUUGAAAUCUAUCUGUUCCUGUCAUUAGCUGUUACCAAUGUUAUCUUGCAGUCAAAAAAUUGUGGCGACAUACAGCUUACUGUUAUUUUUCUGGUUAGAGUUAUUUGCUUAGGUGUUGCUGUUGAACUCGGUUAUUGGAACUUUCGACGUCUUUCGAAUGAUUAUGAGCCUCGCGCAAAAUCUUCGCGGGUUAUGUUACGCCAGUCUCUUCUCUUUUCUUUGAGCAUAAUUUUCUUCGCGGCAAAGGGCCUACGAACAGUAUAUGAUGGUGCUCUCAAUAAAUGUGAAUUUCAACACUUCACUUGUGGUCUGAUCGAUCUCGACUCUCCAGCAUUUGAUCCACAUUCACCUUGUGACCCCUCAUAUGUUGAAUAUGUCUCUAGUGGAGAAGAACUACGCAUCUUACGUGAUUGGCUAAUGCUCAAUAUCGCCUUCUACGCUAUAUUCAAUCGUGCUCUUCUUGAUUUUGGUGCUCUGACACGUGCGCGUAGAUGGUGGUUUCUGACUAGAUUAAUCAUUCUCAGUCUUUUUCUUGCACUGACAACAUCAUUUCUGGUCGUUAAUAUUUCUCCGUUUCAACAAAACAAGACAUCAAUUGUGUUUGACGUCAUAGAAUGCGCUCUUUUCGUAUGUUGUUUGUUAUUAAUGAUCUAUAAGUUAAUUCGUACAAGAUCUGGAAUAACAUUAGUAGAACCUAAAGAACCCUUUGAAACAGAUCCUAAUAUUUUACCAAGACAUUAG